AUGCCCCCUAAGACGAAGCUACCUCCAAACUUCGGCAUAUAUGACGGGACUAGAGAUCCUGAAGAUCAUCUCCAUGCUCUCAAAGGUGCAGGACAACUGGGACGGUGGCCUAUGCCGGUUUGGUGCCACAUGUUUGUGCAAACUCUAACGGAGGAAGCCAGGCUCUCGUUUGACAGCCUUCCCCAAGGAGGAAUUGACAGCUAUGAAGAGCUAAGUGAGAAGUUUUUGAGGAACUUCGGUCAGCAAAAAAAAGUGAUCAAAAACCCAAACGAAAUCAUGCAUAUAAGGCAAAGGGACAAUGAACGGAUAGAUCAGUACAUGGAGAGGUUUGUCAAGGAAAGUAUGAACAUCAAAGAUGUCCCGGAGGUCAUGAAGAUCAGUAGCUUCAUCAACGGAUUGAAGCAUGCACAGCUGUGUGAAAAUCUGGGGGGGGGGGAGUUCCCACACUCAUUCGAUAAUCUCAUGGACAGGGUCAGGGCUUUCGUUAGGGGCAAAGACACGGUCAGCAAAGCUAAAGAAAUGGAUACCCCUCCCCGAAGGGUCAACCCAACUCCAAAACCUCCCGAAAAAGGUACACCUUACUCACGAAAACCAGCUCUUGAUAGAAUGUUGCAUGAUAGAACGAGACCUUCGUAUUCCCCAUAUAGGCCUCGGGGGAGAGGCUCAUUCCCCUACUCCGACAACUUCACCCCUCUCACCAAAACUCCAAGUGAAAUACUGGCCACUGAGAGGGUGAAGAAUUCCUUCCCAAGACCACCAUCCAUAAAACCAGGGCCAAAGGCACAACCGAACGAAUAUUGUGACUUCCAUAGGGGAUUCAGUCAUAAAACCGAUGAUUGUAUGUAUCUAAAGAGGGAAAUAGAGGCCGCAGUAAAAACGGGUAAACUGGCUCAUUUGGUUAAGGAAAUUAAAGAAGGAGGAGGGGACCGCAAAGGGAAAGAUGUGAGGGAGCCCGGAAGGGCAGAUGUAGACAUGAUUCGGAGAAGGGAUGAAUUUGAUACCACCAGGAGUGUAAAGGCCAGAAUCCUGGGCUCCCCAGACCGCAUGAAAGCUCCCAUCUUGAUGCCACACCUGGAGGAGAACGAGGUACAACGGCUCCCCCUCAACAUUUCAGCCAUAAUAGCUGGGCACAAGGUAGCCAGGAUACAUGUGGACGGGGGAAGCAGAGUAGAGGUGAUAUAUGAACACUGUUUCCUAAGAUUUGACAAGGAUGUGAGAGAUUAG
Molecule: messenger RNA, 1224 nt
Organism: Helianthus annuus (common sunflower)
Lineage: Eukaryota; Viridiplantae; Streptophyta; Magnoliopsida; Asterales; Asteraceae
Exons: 1
Coding region: 1-1224 (407 amino acids)
Source: RefSeq, a predicted model, not a curated record